AUGUACGAGGAGAUGGGCCCCGGCGGGGCUGCUGCCCCACCCCCGCCUGCAGGAGGAGCAGGAGGAGCACCUGCCACGAAACCACUGGGCGGCGACGACGACGUGAACCUUGAGUCGCGCUCAAUGAAGAACCCCACUGUGGGCGGUCAAUCGCCGGGCACUGACGACGGAGGGGGAUCCGGCAGCACCAAGAAGAAAAAGAAGCCCGUCUCGGAGCUACCAGAAGCCCGGGCCAUUCCAGAGGACGACGGAAAGAACGUGUGCAGAACGAUCCUUGUCAUCUUCCUCGUGGCCUGGGCGUGCGGCGGCGGUCUGCUGGGCGGCGUCUACCUGGUCGUCCACUUGAAGCACGCCGAGGCGUUCGGC
Messenger RNA from Mesorhabditis spiculigera, 366 nucleotides. The record is from the annotation of a GenBank genome assembly. Lineage: Eukaryota; Metazoa; Nematoda; Chromadorea; Rhabditida; Rhabditidae.